This is a messenger RNA of Gekko japonicus, 3964 nucleotides long. It is a transcript of the gene MEIS1, whose product is annotated as Meis homeobox 1. Bases 1063 to 2235 code for a protein of 390 amino acids. Gene Ontology annotation, biological process: eye development; embryonic pattern specification; brain development. The transcript is spliced from 13 exons. Gene Ontology annotation, molecular function: DNA-binding transcription activator activity, RNA polymerase II-specific; RNA polymerase II cis-regulatory region sequence-specific DNA binding. The record is from RefSeq and is a predicted model, not a curated record. Lineage: Eukaryota; Metazoa; Chordata; Lepidosauria; Squamata; Gekkonidae.
GAGCGACAGCUGCGCGGCUCCGGCGGCGGCGGCGUCCUCCUCCUCCUGCUGCAAGCGCGCUUUGGCGUCCAGAUUGAGAGGGAGGCGAGGGAGAGGUUUCCUCGCGAGCGCGUCUUCUGCUGCUGCUGCGUCUCCUUCUUCUCCUCCUCCUCCUCCUCCUUCUUCUUCUUCCUCCGGGCUCGCGAAGGCGAGGAGAGGCAGAGACUGACUCGGAUCCUGAGGACUGCCGGAAGGGAGGCGGAGAGAAACAUUUCAGAUCUCUCGCUCUCUUUCUCUUUUUUUGUUGGUUUUUUUAAAAAAAUAAUAAUUUUAAUAUACAUAUAUAUUUGGAGGGGAGAUGUUGGCCUCGGGGGGGUCCUGAGCGCGCUCGGCGGAUCCCGACCCCCCCCCACUCCCCAAAUAGAUCUCCAUCCCGCACCACCUUUGACAAGCUCGCCUUUGACUGACGGCGCAGGAGUGGCAAGAAGGAAACGGGGGGAAGAGAAGAAGAAGGGGGGGGGAAGUCAUGCGAGUUGGGUAGCCGGGGCUGGAGAGGCGACUCUCUCCCCCCAACCCACCCCGCAGCCUCCCCCCACCACCACCACCCCCACACCGGCGACACUCGGGACACAAACUGUUUUUAGAGGGGGGGGCAACACAAAAAAAAGGAACCGGCCUUUGCUUCCCCCUUUGCCGCUGUCUUGGAAACCGGGAGAGGAGAGCGCGUAAAGGCGCAGAGGAGAGCCAGGAGACGACGGAAGGAAAAAGCCGAGCGCCGGGAAGAGGAGAGCCGUUUCUUCUUCUUCUUCUUCUCCUCCUCCUCCUUUCCCCCCUUCUUUUGCUUUUGGCCGCCCCGAAGGAUCCCCCCCCGGCUCAUCCAGCCGCCGAAGACUCUGCUUGGACCGGCGCUCUUGGCGCUUCCCAAAGGAUUCUUUGCCCCCCUUUUUUCCUUUUUUGGGGGGUGGGAGGGGGGAACCGCUGGGGUUAUUUUUUUAUAUAUAUAUUUUAAAUCUCUUUCCACCCUGGCCUUAAGAAGGAUAUAGCAGAAGUUGAGCAAGGGCGACGAGGGAGCGCGGGAGGCCGAUGGCGCAAAGGUACGACGACCUGCCCCACUACGGCGGGAUGGACGGAGUGGGGCUGCCGAGCACCAUGUACGGGGACCCCCACGCCGCCCGCUCCAUGCAGCCGGUGCACCACCUGAACCACGGGCCGCCGCUCCACUCCCACCAGUACCCGCACGCGGCCCACACCAACGCCAUGCCCCCCGCCAUGGGCUCCUCCGUCAACGACGCGCUCAAGAGGGACAAGGAUGCCAUCUACGGCCACCCCCUCUUCCCCCUCCUGGCCCUCAUCUUCGAGAAGUGCGAGCUGGCCACCUGCACGCCCCGGGAGCCGGGCGUGGCGGGGGGCGACGUCUGCUCCUCUGAGUCCUUCAACGAAGACAUCGCCGUCUUCGCCAAACAGAUCAGAGCAGAGAAACCCUUAUUUUCUUCGAAUCCCGAACUGGAUAACUUGAUGAUUCAAGCCAUACAAGUAUUAAGGUUUCAUCUGCUGGAAUUAGAGAAGGUACACGAACUAUGUGACAAUUUCUGCCACCGGUAUAUUAGCUGUUUGAAAGGGAAAAUGCCUAUCGAUUUGGUGAUAGACGACCGGGAAGGCGGAUCCAAGUCGGAUAGUGAAGAUAUAACCCGAUCGGCCAAUCUCACCGACCAGCCUUCCUGGAACAGAGACCAUGACGACACAGCAUCAACACGUUCAGGGGGAACGCCGGGGCCCUCCAGUGGGGGGCAUACAUCACACAGUGGAGACAACAGCAGUGAACAAGGUGACGGCUUGGACAACAGUGUAGCUUCUCCCAGCACAGGUGAUGAUGACGAUCCAGAUAAGGACAAAAAGCGGCAUAAAAAGCGUGGCAUCUUUCCCAAAGUAGCCACAAAUAUCAUGAGGGCAUGGCUGUUCCAGCAUCUAACACAUCCUUACCCUUCAGAAGAACAGAAAAAGCAGUUGGCACAAGACACGGGGCUCACAAUACUUCAAGUCAACAAUUGGUUUAUUAAUGCUAGAAGAAGAAUAGUUCAGCCCAUGAUAGACCAGUCCAAUCGAGCAGUCAGCCAAGGAACACCUUAUAACCCAGAUGGACAGCCAAUGGGAGGUUUUGUGAUGGAUGGUCAGCAGCACAUGGGAAUCCGGGCGCCAGGACCUAUGAGUGGAAUGGGCAUGAAUAUGGGCAUGGAGGGUCAGUGGCACUACAUGUAACCUUCAUCUAGUUAACCAAUCGCAAAGCCAGGGGGAAGACUGCAAAGUAUGCCCGGGGAUUACGUGUCUCGGGGUGGUCCAAUGGGCAUGAAUAUGGGACAGCCAAGUUAUACGCCACCCCAGAUGCCCCCACAUCCAGCUCAGCUGCGCCACGGCCCCCCGAUGCAUACCUACAUUCCUGGACACCCACACCACCCUGCCAUGAUGUUGCACGGAGGACCCCCCGGAAGGCCGAUGUCAGCAACUAGCCCCACUAUGCUCAACACAGGAGACCCGGCAAUGAGUGGACAAGUCAUGGACAUUCAUGCUCAGUAGCUUAAGGGAAUAUACUUUUUAUCUUCAACGACGGCAGAAGUUGAAUGUCGUCGCUCCGGCAGUGACUCGACGGAGUUCCGAUCUUGGCCUUUAGUUUGGACCAAGGAACUUAUCCCAACUCACCAUUUAAAGGGACCCUGAGAAAGCAGGACGAAACACAACCGCAAACCGGUUCAACGUCUGGGGCGGGGCGGGGGGGGGACAUGCAAAAAAAAAUAACUAUAUAAGGCAACAGAGUGGAAUAUUGUAAAAUGCUAUUAUUCUAUUAUCCAUAUUACGUUGUUUCUUAUAGAUUUUUUAAGAAAAAAAAAUGUGAAUUUUUUUCCACACUAUGUGUGUUGUUUCCAUAGCUCUUCAAUUCCUUCAGAAGCCUCCUUACAUUUAAAAAAAAGAAAAGAAAGUGGAAAAGCCUUACAGUUACCCUGCAAAUGACAAAAACAAAAAAACCCCAACCCAAUUUAUUUGCCGAUUUUUAGAGCAUUAAAAAUAUCUACGUCGGGCAGAAGAACGUUUCUUCUUUCCUAGGAUUUCAGCCAUGCACUCUGUAUUUCUCUUUUUCUUCUUUCUUCUUAGCUCUUCUUCUCCCCCCCCCUUUUAUCUAGCCCGGGGCGUGAAUUUGCAUGUCUAAUUCAUUUACUCACCAUAUUUGAAUUGGCCUGAACAGAUGUAAAUCGGGAAGGAUGGGAAAAACCAGCAGUCUUCAACAAUGAUUAAUCAGCUGUUGCAGGCAGUGUGUGUCUUAAGAAGCCUGGGAGGAGGAGGAGGAGGAGGAGGCAUGGAAACCGAGAGAGGGAGAAAAAAGUGUAUUUGAACCGAAAUUGUCACAUCAGAGAUUCGUCCUCAUGUCCCCACGACGCAGCAGCAGCAGUGAACGCCACCGACAUCACUUCCUGUUUUACGCCGCUCAAAAAAACAAACUGAAGAGUUAUUUUUUACUACGCCGACUUAUUUUUAUUUGGGGGGGGAUGUUUCCCAAGCAUCAGUCGUGCAUUUUUCCAUAGUCCCAUCAUGGAGCAUAUUAUUGUAUACAUUGUAAAUAAAUUUUGUGCAAAAAAAAAAAAAACCAACAAAACCCACAAAAAAGGACUGGAAAAACGAACUGUAUUAUUGCAUUUUUAUUUUAUUUUUUUGUAAAUGUAGCAGUUUGGUAUGAGUUGGCAUGCAUACAGAUUUUACUAAGUGGGAUAAGCUAAUUUUACUUUUGUUGUGGUUAAAAACAAAAUGCUUGUCGAUAGCCUUUUUUCUAUCAAGAAACCAAGGAGCGAAAUUAUUAUUAAUAAUCAUUGCACAUUGAGUCUUAGAGUUUCUGAUCGAAACGGUUUGGAUUGUACAAUAACGCAAAGCCCAGUUGUAGUAGUUUGAGUGCAGUAACGAAAUCUGAAAUCUAAAAUAAAAGCAAAUUAUUUUUUGUCAU